AUGACAAUGGUUAUCAAUAUUUUACUUACUUUGUUGCUGCUUAGUUCUUGGUCACUUGCUGAUACAUCAUCGUCCACUCUUGAUUGCUCAUCAUUCCAAUCAGACAGAGAUAUCAUUCGCUCAUUCCAGUUUCGUAUAUUGAUCAAUCCACCAGAGAGUGCCAUCAGUGUAGAUGAUACUUAUGCAAUGGUUAAUAAUCAAGGUCAAGUCACAGAAUUAAAUUUCUGGGGUAAAAGUGUUCCAUCAUCUAUUUACUGUUUGAAAAACUUGAAUUCAUUAAAUAUUCAAUACACAAGCAAUUUCAGUAUUUCGACAGAGAUUGUGCGUCUGUCUGGGGUUCUUAGAAAGCUCACGCUGUCGAAUAUAUCUCAGUUGCGUUCUCUUCCAAUCGAAUUGUUCAAAGUUUUGAGUCUGCAAAGUCUCACUAUCUCUAAUUCCGGCCUUGAAACCCUACCUGAAGAGAUUGGACAAUUGUCUUCAUUGGCAACGCUCGACCUGACUUAUAAUCGGCUUCGGUCAUUACCCAAUAGCUUAGGUACGAUGUGGCCCCUUAUUGAAUUACGACUGGAUAAAAAUCCUCUUACUUCGCUCGAUGCUCUCACUGGAAGUCCAAGAUUAUCUCAGUUGAGUGCUUCUAAUUGUGCCAUUGAUCAUCUGCCAACAAAUCUAACACGCUUGCGAUCAUUCAAUCUGUAUGGAAAUCGAUUGACAUCAUUGAAUACUCUCGAUUCGCUAGGCGUAUACGGCGCGGAAUCGAUGAAAUUCGGUAAGAACAAUAUUACAAGCCUUCCUGCAACGGUGAACAGACUUCAGGUUGUCCAAAACUUGGAUUUAUCAAAUAAUUUACUUACAGAAUUACCUAUGUGGAUGUACAACGUUCAAAUCAAAGAAAUUAAUUUACGCCAAAACAAAUUCGAUGAAAAAGAAUGGGAUUGGAUCGUAGGAAUGUUUCGAAUUUCAAAUACAACAGUUAAUUUCUGA
This is a messenger RNA of Adineta ricciae, 981 nucleotides long. NCBI's taxonomy places the organism in Eukaryota, Metazoa, Rotifera, Eurotatoria, Adinetida, Adinetidae. The record is from the annotation of a GenBank genome assembly.